CUCACCUACUCCUGGAUUCGAUCCCAUCCAGCCCGUCCCGUCCCUCUCCCACCCUUUUCAGAUCUGCCUGCGAGCCCCCGCCACGCACCCCCAUGCCCAUGCCCAUGACCCCCCGACGCGAGGCCACUACUGCCAAUGGCUCCCUGCCGUGACCGAGCCCAUGGAGGACCUCGCCCCGGGGGCCCUCGCGCUCUUCGCCGCCGUCGCUGACUUCAUAGACGACUCCGCUCCCGCUGCCGCCGGGGCCGGGAUGCCACCGCCGGAGCCCGAGUCCGCGCCCGGGAGUCCCUGCUCCGACUGCAGCAGCGUCGCCACCGCCGACUUCGAGGGCUUCGCCGACCUCGCCUCCACGCUCGUGCUCGACGACCUCGUCUCCCCCGCCUCCGCCUCCGCCUCCGCCAGCUCGCUCCCCGCCUCCGGGCCCAGGGCCGCCAGGAGCGUCUUCGCGCUCGACUGCGUGCCGCGCUGGGGACUCCACUCCGUGUGCGGCCGACGGCCCGAGAUGGAGGACGCCGCCCGCGUGCUCCCAACCUUCUUCCACGUCCCGCUCUGGAUGCUCGCCGGCGACGCGCCCGUCGACGGCCUCGACCGGGCAUCCUUCCGCCUCCCCGCGCACUUCUUCGCCGUCUACGACGGCCACGGCGGCCUUCAGGUCGCCAACUACUGCCGGGACAGAAUGCACGAGGUACUGGCCGAGGGGCUCACCAGGGCAGAGCAGGCCGUGUCCGACGCUGACUUGAGUGGCCUUGACCCUAGUACUCACGAGCACUGGGAGAAGGUCUUUGUGGACUGCUUCAGCCGUGUUGAUGCAGAGGUGGGAGGAGACGCGGCGACCGGAACCAAGCCUGUGGCUCCAGACACAGUGGGGUCAACAGCGGUGGUUGCGCUCGUCUGCUCAUCGCAUGUCAUCGUUGCCAACUGCGGCGACUCGAGGGCGGUGCUCUGCCGGGGCAAGCAGCCCCUGCCGCUGUCCGUGGACCAUAAACCAAACAGGGAAGAUGAGUAUGCGAGGAUCGAGGCCCAGGGGGGCAAGGUCAUCAACUGGAACGGCUACCGAGUUCUCGGUGUUCUUGCCAUGUCCCGGUCAAUUGGGGACAGGUACCUGAAGCCAUAUAUAAUCCCAGUCCCUGAGGUCACAAUUGUCGCCCGUGCAAAGGAUGAUGAGUGCCUAAUUCUUGCAAGCGAUGGCCUGUGGGAUGUAAUGUCAAACGAGGAGGUAUGUGAUGCUGCUCGCAAGCGCAUACUGCUGUGGCACAAGAAGAACGGCGACGACUCAGCGUCAGCCCAAAGAAGCGGUGAUUCGGCAGAUGAAGCAGCUCAAGCAGCUGCUGAAUAUUUGUCGAAGCUGGCCCUCCAGAAGGGGAGCAAGGACAACAUUACCGUCAUUGUAGUCGACCUCAAGUCACAUAGAAAGUUCAAGAGCAGAACAUAACCACGGAUUCGGUAAGACUUGGACAGUAACAAUAGACGCUAGGAAGGUUGAGAAAAUGCUCCUGUUUACCCUUUUUUUUUCUUUUUCUUUCCCACAACCAUAUAGGCUGCCACGUUUGAUCAGGGUACAGAUUCAUACACAGAUGUAAUCUGGUUGGAGACUGGGCUGGCUAGGUAAGGUGGUCGAUUCUAGGGUCCAAAUCUUAGAAAUAACAUACAUAUGUAGAUUCCAACAAGUAGUUCACUGAUUGGGUUUGGGGCAUUGUUUCUGUUAUUAACAGGUAAAGGUACAAUAGAAACUGCCACCCCUGAACUACC
Molecule: messenger RNA, 1749 nt
Organism: Zea mays
Lineage: Eukaryota; Viridiplantae; Streptophyta; Magnoliopsida; Poales; Poaceae
Product: protein phosphatase 2C ABI2
Biological process (GO): protein dephosphorylation
Molecular function (GO): protein serine/threonine phosphatase activity; cation binding
Source: RefSeq, marked provisional